Molecule: messenger RNA, 2064 nt
Organism: Closterium sp. NIES-67
Lineage: Eukaryota; Viridiplantae; Streptophyta; Zygnematophyceae; Desmidiales; Closteriaceae
Source: the annotation of a GenBank genome assembly
UCGAAUUUGAGGGGCCCGCACAAGGGGCGAAUGCUACUGGUGGAAGAGUCCUGGCGGGGGGCAGCGGAACGGGGACGCGAUUUCCGCUAGCUCUAUUCCGCUGAGUGCGGCGCAAACGGGGAGCGCUUUGAGUCGACUAAAAACGGGAAGUCGGCGCGCGGGGAGUGCGCGGGCGGCAUGGAGCGCGCGGAACGGCGGAAAGGCGGCGGAAGCGAGUCGAGCGACGAUGAGGAGGGCGGAGGCGCAGGGGGGUUAAUGGGGCCGCUGGGGAGGAUAUGCCUGGGAGAUGGGGACGAGUCUUCCGCGGACGAUGCGGAGGUUGCGGAAGAUGCGGAAGAUGCGGAAGAUGCGGGGAACGGGAAGGGGGACAAGCGGAGAUCUGCGAAUGUGCGGAUGGAUCGACAGGGGGAAACAGGGGAGGCGGAAGGGGCUGGGCACGCGGGUCGAGGAGGCGGAGAACGCGGGAAAGGCGCGCGGAGGAAAGUGAGGGGAGGCGGAACGGGCGUGGGGCCCGUUGCGCCUCCGCCAAGCGCCUUCCGCGCGGACGAUGGGGGACGGAGGAGGAGUGAGGCGGAAGGCAGCAGGGGAGUUGAUGGGGAGGCGCGGGCAGGGGGCGGGGAUGGGGAAGGGGGAGACGUGGACGGGGAAGGGGGGCGCGGAGGCGUGGUUCAUGUGGGUUAUGAGCCCUUGAACAGCGCCCUCCCCCCUCUGCUCGUGCGCCAGGUGCCCUCCCAAGGACUCUCCUUCCAGCUCUGGCCCGCUGCUGAAGCGCUCUGCCACUUCCUGGAAGCUUCCUUCGGGCCGUGCCCCGGUCGACCCUCCCCUGCGCAGCAGCAGGAGCGACAGGAGCGGCAGGAGCGGCAGGAGCAACAGGAGCAACAGGAGCAGGAGAAGGCAUUGCAAGAAAGGACGCCUGAGGGAGAGGCUGGGCAGCAGCAGCAGAAGCAGCAGGAGGAGGAGAAGCCUGUGGAGGAGAUCCAUAGUUCCAGGAUACAGGGGAAGAAGCAACAGAGGAAGCCAGAGGGGGGGAGCAGGCGGGACCGUUAUCAGCAGCAGCAGCAGCAGCAGCAGAAGCAGAAGCAGCACAAACAGACAAACACAGAACACAAGUUCCUUUCUCCACUUUUGCAAAAACUCCAAAAGCAGAGGCAGGAGGGGAACAGAGAAUGGGGUCUGCAGGGGUUGAGAGUGGUGGAGCUAGGUGCAGGCACGGGCCUGGCUGGAAUGAUGGCAGCGGCGCUGGGAGCAGAGCAGGUGGUUCUCACUGACCUACCCCACGUGCUGCCGAACCUGGAGAGGAAUGUGAAGCUCAAUGCGGGUGCUCUCAGUGGCAGUAGUGGGAUCGGGAAGAGCGCUGGUGGUGGUGAUGGUGGGAGGAGGGAGGGUGAGCAGGAUGGUGGGGUUCGUGAUGUGGGUGGUGGUGAGGUGGGAUGUGGUGAGGGGGGGGGAGGAAGGGUGGAUGUGCGGGCGUUGCGAUGGGGCCAGCUGGAGGAUGUAGCAGCUCUUGCAAAGGAGCUCAGUGCAAGGGAGUACGAUUCAGAGCCUUUAAUAGCGCUCCAGCCCUCCGUGCCGUCAAAAGAUUUGCAAGAUUUGGACGCCCCGGGUUCGGAGCCUUCUACCCCGCUUUUUGACAUUGUUCUGGGGGCGGACAUUGUUUACUACGACACACUCUUCGAGCCGCUUGUGAAGACCCUGUCUCUGUUAGUGGGUAAGGGGCAGGGAAGUGGAGCAAGUGGGGGCAGUGGAGCAAGUGGGGGCAGUGGAGCAAGAGGGGGCAGUGGACUUGCUAGUGGAGGGAGUCGGAGCAGUCAGCUGCAGUGUGUGAUGUUGCUGGCUCACAUGAGGCGGUGGAAGAAGGAUAACAAGUUCUUUCGAAUGGUGGGGAAGCAUUUUCAUGUGAAUCUGGUUUAUGAGCAUCCUGCUCCUGAAGGGUGCCGCAACGGCGUGAAGGUUUAUGAGCUUCUGCCAUUGUGAUACCAGCAGGGCUCUCGCUAGGCUCUGGGUAUCAAAAUAAUUGAAUAAUGGUAAAGUGAGAGUACACACAAAUAUAUCUAAGUUUUGUAU